AUGACGACUCAAGGCAACAUCGAGCCGACCAAGGACUCGUCGAGCCAGAGCGAACAUGUCGACCACCAGGAUGACCUCAAGGAGAAGGACGUCCAUCACGAGGAUGUCCUGGUCAACCCGGACCUGAUGCACGAGGCCUUCGACGGCGAGAACCGCGAGCACGAGAUGGGCGUGUGGGAGGCUGUCAAGACGUACCCGUGGGCUUGUUUCUGGGCUUUUAUCAUGUGCUUCACCAUUGUUAUGGAGUCGUUCGACAUGUUCCUCAACGGCAACUUCGUCGCCCUUCCCGCUUUCAAGGAAAAAUAUGGUGUCGUGGUUGCAGGUUCUCUUGACAAGGCCAUCGAGACCAAGUGGCAGAGUUCCCUUUUCCAGGCCGGCCAAUGUGGUGCGUUUGUGGGGGUUUUGCUGGCCGGUCCCAUCACCAACCGGAUUGGCUACCGGUGGACUACACUCUUGGCGCUGGUGCUUAUGAACGCCACAAUCUUCAUCUCCUUCUUCGCCAACUCACUCGAGGUUCUCGUGAUUGGACAAGCCUUCGAAGGCGUCCCUUGGGGGUUCUUCAUCGCCAACUCCCCUGCCUACGCCAGCGAGAUCGUGCCAUUGUCUCUUCGUGGUGCAUGCACGGCUACUCUUCAGAUGAGUUGGUCCAUUGGUAGUAUCAUUGUCGGCGGUGCGACGUAUGCACUCAACCAGCGGAACGACGAGUGGUCCUGGCGAAUCCCUCUUGCCUUGCAGUGGAUCUUCCCAACUCCCCUUUUGGUCAUCAUUUUCUUCGCCCCCGAAUCUCCAUAUUGGCUCGUCCGCCACGGACGCAAGAAGGAGGCCCUGCGCUCCAUCGAGCGUCUCGGCCGCAAGUCCAAGAUAAAUGCUCAGAACGAGCUUGCUAUGGUCGAGCGAACUGUGGAAAUCGAGGCCAAGAAGGGCGGUGACCCUACCCUGCUCGACCUUGUCAAGGGUACCGACCUGAGGCGAACAAUCAUUACCUGCUUGAUCUACACGUCACAGAACUUUGCCGGCAACCUGAUUGCCAACCAGGCCACUUUCUUUUUCGAGCAGGCCGGCAUGUCGACCAACUUCUCCUUCCAGCUGGGCCUGAUCAACUCAUGCCUCCAAUUCGUCGCCAACAUCGGCUCCUGGUUCGUCACCGCCUGGUUCGGCCGCCGCACCAUCUACCUCUGGGGCACGGGCAUCAACAUAACCUUCCUCAUGGUCCUCGGCAUCUGCGCCUCGAUAGCCCAGAACACGGCGACCAACUACGCCCAGGCCUGCUUCGGCAUCUUCAUCUCGUUCGUCUACGCGGGGUCCCUGGGGCCCAUCACCUACUCCAUCAUCGCCGAGACGUCGGCGGUGCGGCUCCGCGCCCUGAGCACGGGCGUCGGCCGCGCCGCCUACUACGUCACCGAGAUCCCCAUGAUCUACCUCGCCUCGCAGCUGCUCAACCCGACGGGCUGGAACGUCGCGGGCAAGUGCGGCUUCGUCUGGGGCGGCACCGCCUGCGUGUGCUGGGUCAUGGCCUUCUUCUUCCUGCCCGAGCUCAAGGGCCGCUCCUACCGUGAGAUCGACAUCCUGUUCAGCCGCAAGGUCCCGGCCAGGAAGUUCAAGUCGACCGUCAUCGAUGUGCAGGAGAACGAGUAA
This is a messenger RNA of Diaporthe citri, 1635 nucleotides long. RefSeq lists its product as uncharacterized. Bases 1 to 1635 code for a protein of 544 amino acids. NCBI's taxonomy places the organism in Eukaryota, Fungi, Ascomycota, Sordariomycetes, Diaporthales, Diaporthaceae. Gene Ontology annotation, cellular component: membrane. The record is from RefSeq and is a predicted model, not a curated record. The transcript has 5 exons. Gene Ontology annotation, biological process: carbohydrate transport; transmembrane transport. Gene Ontology annotation, molecular function: carbohydrate:proton symporter activity.